CAUUUAACGCAUACAGUAUGAUUCAAGUUAAUUAUACAUUACAAAUAGUAGAACAUGCAACACGUUUCUACAAUUUAUUAUACGUUUAUAGAGACAGAUUAGUUGUUAAUUAAGAAUUAAAGGAUAAGCACAAGAAAAGCUCUUAAGGUGUAUGAUGUAUGCAUUCAUUCGAUUUAUCAUUGAUCUAGAAAGUCAGCGGUACCUCACCCCAUUCGUCAUCUGAAUACUGAAUUCCUCAUAGGAAAACAUCCUUGUUCCCCAAGCCACCACUCUUGGACUUCAAACCCUCCCUUUCUUCCUUCACAAUAGAACUCUCCAGAGAGACACUGAAGUCCACCUUAUAAAUCUCUCUCUCUCCCCAAGACAAGAACACGAACAUGGGCACUCUGGUGGGACACGUAGCUCCAGGGUUAGCGUUCCUACUGAUCGGUCUAUGGCACCUCUUCAACCACACAAAGCUCCACGCCCUCAACCCAACCUCCUACACGGCCCAACCAUGGUUCCCCACCCCCAAACUUAGGCACCUGGAGCUCCUCCUCAUCAUGGCAGCCUCCACCGCCUCAAUCUCCAUGGAACUCUUCAUAGGCCCCGACCGCCACCAGCCCUUCGACCCCGACGCCACCAUCCCCUCCAACCACCUCCACAACUUCGAACACGCCUCCAUCUCCCUCGCCUUCCUCCUCUACGCCGCCUCCGCCCUCCUCCUCGACCACUUCCGCCCCCCAUCCAAACAAGCCCUAACCCAACUCCUCGCCGCCGUCGCCUUCGCCCAACAGCUCCUCCUCUUCCACCUCCACUCCGCCGACCACACCGGACCCGAAGGCCAGUACCACUCCCUCUUGCAACUCCUCGUCUUCAUCUCCCUCUCCACCACCCUCCUCGGAAUCCCCAUUACUCACAGCUUCCUUCUCAGCUUCCUUCGUUCUCUCGCCAUACUCUUUCAGGGUAUUUGGCUCUUCGUCAUGGGCCUCAUGCUCUGGACGCCGGGGCUUGUCCCCAAAGGAUGCUUCAUCAACCAAGAGGAGGGUCACCAGGUUGUGCGCUGCUCCGACCACGCCUCCCUCCACCGCGCCCUCUCGCUUGUCAAUAUCCUCUUCAGCUGGUUCGUCAUUGGAGUAACCGCUUUCGGCGUCGCUUUCUACUUGGCUUUCGUCAAGUUCUACGGACAACAAAAGCCACCGUACUUUGCGUUGGAUACCGUCGACAAGUUAAGUGACGAUGUUGAGUCACAAAAGAGAAGCGUAGCUGCCAACCCCAAGAGCUUUAUUCAUGUCGCCACUAACUUUUCGCCUCUUGACAUAGAAAGGUAGAGGGGUGCAAAUUCAAAGCAGAUGUCGCCCUGCUUGGACAAUGGGAACCACAUAGAAAUUAUAAAAAUAAAAAAAAUAAAAAAAACUUUUCAUCGACUAAAACUAGUUUAUGAUAAGUGAAAAAUAAUAUUUUAGGGAAUUUAAUAAUUUAUAUAUCAACUUUUUCUUUUAUUUUUUAUGUGAUUUGUGGUUACUGGUUAGGUGGGGUGAACUGUACAGUGUAUUAGCGUGGUUUGGUGGGGUGCUUCAUUAAUUAAUUGAGCCGCUGAUAAUGUGGUUGGCUCAAGGAAACUUGUUCUUCUGGAUUAUACUAUUUUUUUAUAGGAGUAUGAUUUGAUCU
This is a messenger RNA of Cajanus cajan (pigeon pea), 1650 nucleotides long. RefSeq lists its product as uncharacterized. NCBI's taxonomy places the organism in Eukaryota, Viridiplantae, Streptophyta, Magnoliopsida, Fabales, Fabaceae. The record is from RefSeq and is a predicted model, not a curated record.